Messenger RNA from Haplochromis burtoni (Burton's mouthbrooder), 5449 nucleotides. It is a transcript of the gene grm1b, whose product is annotated as glutamate receptor, metabotropic 1b. Gene Ontology annotation, molecular function: G protein-coupled receptor activity involved in regulation of postsynaptic membrane potential; adenylate cyclase inhibiting G protein-coupled glutamate receptor activity. The record is from RefSeq and is a predicted model, not a curated record. Lineage: Eukaryota; Metazoa; Chordata; Actinopteri; Cichliformes; Cichlidae. The transcript has 11 exons. Gene Ontology annotation, cellular component: postsynaptic density membrane. Gene Ontology annotation, biological process: G protein-coupled glutamate receptor signaling pathway; regulation of synaptic transmission, glutamatergic. The coding region runs from base 590 to 4144 and encodes 1184 amino acids.
CGCAGGAGGGAAAAAUUAAAUUGAAGUUUGACGAGUCUCUUUGAAGUUUGCAUAAAGUAAGCGACUGCCUAUAAACAGUCUCUUACGUUGCGCUGAUUUGGUCCAGGGGGUUUUAAUGGAAGCUUGUCAAAUCGUUAUCUAUCCCCGACUUAUUUAUUUAUUUUAAAAUAUGCUUCUCAGGAGCCUCACUCUCACCCCGAUCUCUUCCAGAAUGUUAUCAAUCGACGCAUCACUGACCCUCGUGAUGUGCAUGAACUCUGGUUUUAAAUCAGGGACACUGCAGUGAGUUUGACCCGAUUUAAAAAUGCAGUGAGCAAGAGGAGAAGAAGGGAGCAUCUUAUCACCAGUGCAGAGAGAGAGAGAGGGAGAAAGGGAGGGAGGAAGAGUCCCACCGUGUUUCGGAGGCAGAAGAGUCCAGACCGGCGGCUUCAGAGGAGACACGGACCCACUAUGUCCCGGUUAUGUCCUUACCUGGUUCAGGGUGGAAUCACUGAAGAAGAUGCAGAUGAGUUUAAUUUGCUCGUAGAGGAUUGAUGGCCCUGUAUUAUGGCCAAGUGGACAUGAUUCUACAUUCAGCACCUCUGGCACGAUGUCGAAUAUGAUUUACCUGACUGUCGUAAGCAUUUUAUAUUUACCUUUUUUACUGUUCGAGGCAUUCGGUUUGUCCAGAGGAAAGUAUGAGAGGUCGGUGGUGCCAAGUUCUGCCUCUCGCCUGGUGGCGAGGAUGGACGGGGAUAUUAUAAUUGGAGCCCUUUUUUCUGUUCACCACCAACCAUCAGCUGAGAAGGUGGCGGAGAGGAAAUGUGGAGAGGUCCGCGAGCAGUACGGCAUCCAAAGGGUGGAGGCCAUGUUCCACACUUUGGAUCGGAUUAACUCGGACCCAAAUCUGUUACCCAACAUUACCCUUGGAUGUGAGAUCAGAGACUCCUGCUGGCAUUCCUCGGUGGCUCUGGAGCAGAGCAUCGAAUUCAUACGAGACUCUCUCAUCUCCAUCCGGGAUGAGAGCGACGGCUCCAGGUGGUGCAUUGAAGGGGCGCCUUCCAGUCAGCCACCACCGACCAAGAAGCCCAUCGUUGGAGUCAUUGGGCCGGGCUCCAGUUCUGUUGCCAUUCAGGUGCAAAACCUUCUGCAGCUAUUCAACAUCCCGCAGAUCGCUUAUUCUGCAACUAGUAUUGACCUCAGUGACAAGACACUGUUCAAGUACUUCCUCAGGGUUGUACCCUCAGAUACUCUUCAAGCCAGAGCCCUGGUGGACAUUGUCAAACGAUACAACUGGACCUAUGUGUCAGCCGUUCACACAGAGGGUAACUAUGGGGAGAGUGGGAUGGAAGUAUUCAAAGAGCUUGCCUCGCAGGAAGGCCUUUGCGUCGCCCAUUCUGACAAGAUUUACAGCAAUGCUGGGGAGAAGCACUUCGACAGGCUGCUGAGAAAGCUGCGGGAGCGUCUGCCUAAAGCCAGAGUUGUUGUCUGCUUCUGUGAAGGCAUGACAGUCCGAGGGCUUCUCAUGGCUAUGAGACGGCUCGGAGUAGCCGGAGAGUUCCUCCUAAUUGGCAGUGAUGGAUGGGCAGACCGAGUCGAGGUGGUGGAGGGGUACGAACAGGAGGCUGUGGGAGGCAUCACCGUGAAGCUGCACUCUGAAGAGGUCUCCUCAUUUGACGACUACUUCCUGAGGCUCAAGCUCAGCACCAACACCCGCAACCCAUGGUUUCCAGAGUUCUGGCAGUACCGGUUUCAGUGCCGCCUUCCCGGACACCCGCAAGAGAACUUGAAUUAUGCACGGAACUGCUCAGAGGAUGAUGAUCUAGAACUCCAAGAUGGUUAUGAAAGUCUGGAGGACAACUACGUGCAAGACAGCAAGAUGGGCUUCGUCAUCAAUGCCAUCAAUGCGAUGGCCCACGGGCUGCACGAUAUGCACUCUCACCUUUGUCCCGGCCACGUGGGGCUCUGUGAUGCCAUGAAGCCUGUUGAUGGAAGCCACUUACUGGAAUUCCUUCUGAAGACAUCCUUCACAGGCGUGUCCGGGGAGGACAUAUGGUUCGAUGAGAACGGCGAUUCUCCUGGAAGGUAUGAGAUCAUGAACUUUCAGCAUGUGGAGACCAGUGUUUAUGAUUACAUCAACAUCGGCUCCUGGCACGAGGGCAUGCUGAGUAUCGAUGAUGACAUGAUCCAGAUGAACCGCAGUGAGAUGGUCCGCUCUGUCUGCAGUGAGCCCUGCUCCAAAGGAGAAAUCAAGGUGAUAAGGAAGGGAGAGGUGAGCUGCUGCUGGAUCUGCACUGCCUGCAAAGACAAUGAGUACGUCCAGGAUGAGUUCACGUGCAAGGCCUGUGACCUGGGCUGGUGGCCUGACAAAGAACUGGAAGGCUGUGAGCCGAUCACUCUACGCUAUCUGGAGUGGAGAAAUCCAGAGUCCAUUAUCCAAGUGGUCUUCUCCUGUCUGGGCAUCCUGGUAACAUCAUUUGUUACCUUCAUCUUUGUCUUAUACCGCGACACACCAGUGGUCAAAUCCUCCAGCCGGGAGCUCUGUUACAUCAUCCUUGCAGGGAUCUUCCUGGGCUAUCUGUGCCCUUUCACUCUCAUCGCUCGACCCACCGUGGCCUCUUGCUACCUCCAGAGACUCCUCGUCGGACUCUCAGCUGCCAUGUGCUACUCAGCCCUGGUAACCAAAACCAAUCGCAUCGCUCGCAUCCUGGCGGGCAGCAAGAAGAAGAUUUGCACGAGGAAGCCGAGGUUCAUGAGCGCUUGGGCUCAGGUGGUCAUCGCCUUCAUCCUGAUAAGUGUCCAGCUCACACUGGAAAUUACCCUCAUCGUCAUGGAGCCUCCUGAACCCGUCAAAUCUUACCCCAGCAUCAGAGAAGUCUUCCUGAUCUGCAACACCAGUAACCUUGGUGUUGUAGCUCCACUGGGCUACAACGGCCUGCUGAUCAUGAGCUGUACCUAUUACGCCUUUAAGACCCGCAACGUCCCUGCAAAUUUCAAUGAGGCCAAAUAUAUUGCCUUCACCAUGUACACCACAUGUAUAAUCUGGCUGGCGUUUGUGCCAAUCUACUUUGGCAGCAACUACAAAAUCAUCACUACGUCCUUUUCUGUGAGCCUCAGCGUGACUGUAGCUUUGGGGUGCAUGUUCACUCCAAAGAUGUACAUCAUUAUCGCCAAACCUGAGAGGAACGUGCGCAGCGCAUUCACCACCUCCGAUGCGGUGCGCAUGCAUGUCGGCGACGGUAAAAUUGCUUGCCGAAGCAACAGCCUGUUGAACAUGUUCAAGAGGAAAAAGAACACUGGAAAUGGCAGUUCUAAUGGAAAGUCUGUGUCAUGGUCUGAACCAGGUGCAAGACAUCCUCCAAAAGGGGAUCACAUGUGGCACAGACUGUCAGUGCAUGUGAAGAGACAGGAAGCAGGUUCCAAUCAGAUGGCUGUCAUCAAACCCUUAACUAAUACCUACCAUAACACGGGCCUGGAAUUCUCAGACCUCAGCACUAAGACUUUGUACAAUGUGGCUGAGGAGGAUGAGAGUGACCCUGUCCAUUAUAACUCCCCUGACACUCCCCCUAUGGUGGCCCACGGGCAAAUGCCUGCCAGUGGGCUGAAAAAAGAUGUGCACGAGGAAGUGGAGCUCUAUUCCCCCGAGCCUUUGCAGCAAAAUAGCAUUAUCCCCCCCAAACAUGUUGUGAUGGACCGCCUGCAAGAGGAGGGGGUGGUGAGCAAGUUCAACAGUGACAUGCCUGAGAUCCGUGAUAUGAUAAGCAUGCCUGAGGCUGUCAGUGGUGGGAUGCCAGUGUACCAUCAGGCUCACCUCAUCCAGCAGGAGCCUGUCCUGCCUGUGCAGCUCGACCCAUUUGAUGAGGAACCUGUCUUCCCUUUAGAGGAGGAAGAAGAGGAGGAAAUGAAUGAGCAGUUUGGCCUUCUCCACGGCUACAUGUACAACAACUCCCAGAUUCAUGACGAGGAGGACUUUGUUGAGGUCAAAUUAGCAACAGAGGACUCUCUGGCUCUGAUGCCCCCCUCGCCUUUCCGUGAUUGCACCGGUGCUCUAGUAAGCCCCUUUCCCAACUCGCCAGUGUCCGAGUCGAUUUUGUGCACACCUCCCAAUGUCACAUACGCCUCCGUCAUCCUCAGAGACUACAAGCAAAGCUCCUCAACUCUGUGAGGGCACGCCCUAAAUGUUGACGCUUGUACUAUAAGUUUUUAUGUGUUGUAUAUGAUUUUACAUAAGGAAAAAGUGAUCCCGUGGUCUGUCAAGUCAUUUUUCACUCCUAAUAGCUUUUAAAUGAUAAGGGUGAGACAUACUGUAAAUUUCUAAUAUAAGCUUUUAGAGACAAAAAUAACUGUAUAUAUAUAUAUUUAUGAAAUAUUGUUUGAUAAAUGUAGAUUAGGUAUCAAUCUGAUUAGUUUUUGGACUUUAAAGGUAACUUAAUGAGCAUAGCUAAUAUAAAAUUAUUCACUUUAAUAAUAAGGAAAUUUGUUUUGUGUGACACAUUGCGUGUCAUGACCUUUGUCGGGCAAAUGUAGAGGUUUAAAGCAAGAGUUGUUCUUUUAAAAAAACUCCCUCAUUGACUUUCUUGGCGAGGAAUAGAAAACUAGGUCAAUGUCACUCUCGUAUAUGUUUCUAGCUGCUCAUAGUAGCUUCGUAUCUAGUAUACGGACAUAAAAGUGGCAUCCAGCUUCACAGCUAAGAAGAGUUACACCCCCAGAACUAUAAAACUAUCUACUUAAGCUUGAAGUGCAGGGUAAAAUGUUAAUAAAUGCCAACUUUAUUGUGAAAAAAGAUAUUAUAUUGUGAAUCUCUGAUGGAUACAGUACUGCCAAACAAUUGCACUGUACCUUGAAUGUAGCAGAGGACAAGUUCAAGUGCCACGUUUGUUUUUCUUUUGUACAUUUAUCUUAUUUAUAUGGUCUUGAGAGGCAAUUUGAACCAGUUUUAAACUUGUAUGUUUUAUAAAUAGACAUCCGCUUUCAGAACUCUAUAUUAUUGUAUUGUGAAUGUAUGAAUUGUGUAUCUUAUUUUGGUAUUCUAUAUGAAUUGUUAGUAUUAAAGAAGAGAGUAGCUGUUUAUGCUUAUAUUGUGUGUGAUUGGUUGUGUACAACAAUCCAUUUCCUAAAUAUUUAGACUUUAACUUCCUAUCAAAAUUGUAUAGUGUAAUAAAGUGAUACUAUUUGCAUUAGUUAUACAUCGAUAUAAGCUAUAUGAAGUUCAGUGUAAAAUAUAUCUACAGUUUUGAAAUGGUAGUUGCUGUAGACGACAAUUUUGAAGGGCACUUGUUUGAUUUGAGUACAUUAAAUAUUUUUUAUGCUUUUGUCUUUCAUGUUUUUCAAGUUGAAACAUUAGGUGGCUCUGUGCUCUUGGCGUGGUUGCUAGUGAUUUAUAAAUCAAAGGUCAGCUUUUUAUUGCUCUGGUUUGAAGGAAGAAUUUCAAAACAGGGACACCGUAGGAAGUAGUGACACAGGGAAUAAC